Messenger RNA from Geosmithia morbida, 819 nucleotides. RefSeq lists its product as uncharacterized. The transcript has a single exon. The record is from RefSeq and is a predicted model, not a curated record. Gene Ontology annotation, cellular component: CCAAT-binding factor complex. Gene Ontology annotation, molecular function: DNA-binding transcription factor activity, RNA polymerase II-specific; RNA polymerase II cis-regulatory region sequence-specific DNA binding. Lineage: Eukaryota; Fungi; Ascomycota; Sordariomycetes; Hypocreales; Bionectriaceae. Gene Ontology annotation, biological process: regulation of transcription by RNA polymerase II. Bases 1 to 819 code for a protein of 272 amino acids.
AUGGAAUACGCGCAGUAUCCCCAGCAGCAGAACGCCCAGCACGCGAUACAGACUUCGCCGAUCAUCGGAUCGCAGCAACCUCCCGGCGCCCAACCGCCUCAAGGCCACAACAUGUAUCAGCCGCAGUACGGUGUCCCCCAGCAGGGGAUGCAGCAGGUCCCUUACGGUAUGCCUGGCAUCCAGGCUGCCGCCAUGGCCGCGACGGCCGCCGCGUCGGGGACUAACUACCCCUACAUGCACUCAGACCCCAGCAUGUCGCAGACGUCGCCGCGGAUGGGGUCCAAGAAGGAGAAUCACCAGUCGCCGCGGAUGGGCAACAUGGGGCAUAUGCCGGACCGGCGCAUGAGCCAAGUGGCGAGUCCCCAGGGACCCAUGAUGAACCACCGACAGGGCGUGGCGCCGCCCCAGAUGCCGGCGGCGCAGAUGCAGCACCCGCAGUCGCCCGAGAUGGCGCCACCGGUCGAGGAGUCGCCACUGUACGUCAAUGCCAAGCAGUUCCAUCGCAUCCUCAAGAGGAGGGUAGCACGGCAACGCCUAGACGAACAGCUCCGGCUGACGUCCAAGGGUCGGAAACCGUACCUCCACGAGUCGCGACACAACCACGCCAUGCGGCGGCCCCGCGGUCCCGGAGGUCGCUUCCUGACCGCCGACGAGGUUGCAGCCAUGGAGAAGGACAAGGACAAGGAAGACAUCGGCGACGCCAAGAUUGACGACGGGGCCAGCACUGGCAGCAAGCGCAAGUCGGAGACUGACCCGUCCACCUCUUCCAAGAGGGCCAAGACCGAAGAGGAGAACCCGACUGGUGAGGAGGAGGGUUGA